CUCCUCCUCUUCUGCUGCUGGACCACUUUGGCCUCCCCUCCCCUCUCUCUCUCUCUCUCGAAGCGGGAGCGCGCCAGCAGCCUCGGGGCCGCGGAGGCAUCGGCGGAGGCGCGGGUCCUGGGUGCGAGUCCGGCGGCGGCGGAGGCGGAGGAGCAGGAGCCGGAGCAGGAUGGGGCCCCGGGGGCUCCUGCGGCUGCUGCCUUGGCUCCUGGCCGCCCUCCAGCUCCUGCCGCCCGAGGCCUCCUCUUGGGCCAAGUACGUCAAGGGCAGGGUCAGCACCAAGGAGGACUGGGUCUUCCUGACUCGCUUCUGCUUCCUUUCCGACUAUGGCCGCCUCGACUUCCAGUUCCGCUAUCCGGAGGCCAAAUGCUGUCAGAAUAUCCUCCUUUAUUUCGAUGAUCCUUCGCAGUGGCCCUCCGUCUACAAGAAGGGAAAUAAGGAUUGUCUGAUGAAAGAGUCCGUGAUCCGUCCAGAAAACAACCAAGUGAUCAACCUCACAACUCAGUACGCUUGGUCCGGGUGUAAGUUGUUGACGGAGAACUCGGAGCGGUAUCUCAGCUGCGCCAGCGGGAGAAGUUUCCGCUCCGUCCGCGAACGCUGGUGGUACGUGGCCCUCAGCAAGUGUGGGGGCGAUGGACUGGAAUUGGAGUACGAGAUGAUUCUCACCAACGGCAAAUCCUUCUGGACCCGUCACUUCUCCGCUGAUGAGUUUGGGAUCCUGGAGACAGACAUCACGUUCCUGCUCAUCUUCAUCCUCAUCCUCAUCAUCUCUUGCUACUUUGGCUAUCUGUUGAAAGGGAGGCAGCUUCUCCACACGACGUACAAGAUGUUCAUGAUGGCGGCCGGUGUGGAAGUGCUGAGCCUGAUGUUCUUCUGUAUUUAUUGGGGCCAGUAUGCAAGCGAUGGGAUUGGGAACAGCAGCCUCAAAAUCUUGGCCAAACUCCUCUUCUCCGUCAGUUUCCUGAUCUUCCUCCUAAUGCUCAUCCUCCUGGGAAAGGGCUUCACGGUCACCAGGGGCCGGAUCAGCCACACCGGCUCCGUCAAGCUUUCUGUCUACAUGACGCUCUACACCAUCACCCAUGUUGUUCUCUUCAUCUACGAGGCCGAGUUCUUUGACCAGGCGCAGGUGUUGUACACCUAUGAGUCCCCGGCUGGAUACGGCCUCAUCGCCCUGCAGUUUGUGGCCUACAUCUGGUUCUGCUACGCCAUCCUCAUCACCCUCAAGCAGUUCCCGGAGAAGCAGCCCUUCUAUGUCCCCUUCUUUGCCGCCUACACUCUCUGGUUCUUUGCUGUCCCGGUGACCGCCCUCAUUGCUAACUUUGGGAUCCCCAAAUGGGCCCGAGAGAAGAUCGUCAAUGGCAUCCAGCUUGGCAUCCACCUCUAUGCCCAUGCUGUCUUCCUGAUUAUGACCCGGCCCUCGGCUGCCAACAAGAACUUCCCGUACCACGUGCGGACGUCGCAGAUCGGCAUCGUGGAAGAGGCGGCGGCGGCGGCGGCGGCCGGAGCCAAGUUCCCCCAUCAUGUCUACGGCAACGUGACGUUCAUCAGCGACUCGGUGCCCAACUUUACAGAGCUCUUCUCCAUCCCUCAGAGCACUGGGAGCAACGCCAGCCAUCCCCGCAAGCAGACGGAGGAGACGUCGUCCGCUGACCGGAUCCUGACGCCCAGCUGCGUGGUCACUACGUCUGAACACAGCGCUGCCCCCAUCCUCCUGAAGCCGUCCUCAAGCAGCGAGAGCCAGCUGCCCCCCUACCAGCUCCACGCCCCCCAACUCCACCAGCAUAACGGCUACACCGAGUAUUUUAGCAUGCACACGAACGGCGCCCGGCCCGUCUAGGCCCUUCCUCACUCCCUCUCUCAGCCUUUGCAGGGGAGGCACGCCUGGCCUCCAGCCCCCCGUUUCUCUUCUGGGUCCCCUUCCCCUCCGCAGCCCCUCUGCCAAAUUCCUCUCCCCCUUUUGACGUCUUGCUGUAUCAGAGGGCUAUUCUUUCUCUCCCGCAGAAUGGUUCCAUUUUAGCCGGAACGUGGACAAGACCAAAGUUAAGACUGGGGUCGAUCUGGUCCUCCUUCCUGUCCUCCAUUUCUCCCCCAAUCCCACCCAAGCCCCCUUGACCAUUCAGUACGACAGAAGGAAUGAAUCCUCGCCAUGUUAGUUUGUAUGUAUGCUAUGUUUCUGUCCUUCCUUGUGGGACAGUUGUGCGCUCUCCGGUUUGGGGCCACUGGUUCCAUUGAGGAAUCCGGGAUUUUGGACAAACGGGGGCGUUUGCAGAUGGGUGUUAUCUUGCAUUCCUAGUUCGCCCAGGAUGACCGGCUGGUCCUUGGCUGAACUCCCUCCUGACCACUAGUAGAAAGAGUGACCCACCGGAUGGUCACCAUAGCCUUCCAUUAUUGCCAUUGUGACUGGUCCAACGGUUCUUCAGUAUCAGGCGCAGACUUUUCCAGCCCAGACUGGCUUGGUCACAAUGCCUCCGCAUUUUCCCUUUCCCGCUCUUGUAUCCGUCCCCCUUUUAAUGCCACUCUUUCCCCAGUUUUGCCACAACGGCCGCGGGAACCUCUCCCAUCCUUCUGUCCGGCGGACGUCCCGGGCGAGAGUGCAUUUACCUUCUUCCCUUCCUGCGGCGGAGCUGUGGGUCUGAGUUCCUGAUGACGGUGGAUUUCUGAAAUACACCAGAGUGGGUUUGGGGUUGUUUCUCUCUUUUUUGGCCAAAUAAAGAGGAUUCUUGUGUUUCUA
Messenger RNA from Sceloporus undulatus (fence lizard), 2731 nucleotides. It is a transcript of the gene TMEM145, whose product is annotated as transmembrane protein 145. The coding region runs from base 170 to 1837 and encodes 555 amino acids. The transcript has 15 exons. The record is from RefSeq and is a predicted model, not a curated record. NCBI's taxonomy places the organism in Eukaryota, Metazoa, Chordata, Lepidosauria, Squamata, Phrynosomatidae. Gene Ontology annotation, biological process: response to pheromone; G protein-coupled receptor signaling pathway.